This is a messenger RNA of Mollisia scopiformis, 2028 nucleotides long. Its product is annotated as glycoside hydrolase. NCBI's taxonomy places the organism in Eukaryota, Fungi, Ascomycota, Leotiomycetes, Helotiales, Mollisiaceae. Gene Ontology annotation, molecular function: beta-glucosidase activity. The record is from RefSeq and is a predicted model, not a curated record. Gene Ontology annotation, biological process: carbohydrate metabolic process. The transcript has 3 exons. Bases 446 to 1885 code for a protein of 479 amino acids.
CCCUGGCUUCCGCCUCACUCAAUCCACACCCAGAUUUCACCGCAGUUCACCCACUGACGACCCCGCCAUCUGACCGCAGUUCUAUAGCGGGGCAUUGGUUUUCUCGGAACAUCACCAACAAUUCCUCAAUGAGGAUACGAUAGGUGCCCCCGGUCACACGGUCCGAAACCGACUGGGUUUCUUAUACAUUGCCAUACAUACGCAAUCCGGUCCCGAUGUGCUUCAGACAGAGGAGGUAGGGGACCAUCCCACUCAUCUCCAGAUAACAACGGCAUACUUAUUGUCUAGCUCUCCCACUUCUCUUCUUCCUUUUUAUAUUUCUACUUCCUCUUCCUUUCUCCUCCUCUUCUUCCUGCUCCUCUCUUCUUCUCUUACUUCUCUCAAUUAAUUUGCCAAGCUCCAUUGCUAUUUACCCGGAAUUGAGAAGGCAAAAAACAACUCCACCAUGACGACAAAAGUACUCCCCAAAGACUUCCUCUGGGGCUUCGCAACCGCAGCUUACCAAAUCGAAGGCGCCCCCGAAGCAGACGGCCGCGGCCCCUCAAUCUGGGACAAAUUCUGCGCCAUCCCAGGCAAAAUCGCAGACGGCUCAUCCGGCGCGGUAGCCUGCGACUCCUACCACCGCACCGGGGAAGACAUCGCGCUCCUCAAAGAGACCGGCGCGAAAGCGUACCGCUUCUCCAUUGCGUGGUCGCGCAUCAUUCCUCUAGGCGGGCGAGAUGAUCCUGUUAACCCUGCCGGAAUCGCUUUCUACAAGACGUUUGUGGAUGAUUUGCUGAAAGAGGGGAUUGUGCCUAUGGUGACGCUUUUCCAUUGGGAUUUGCCGCAGGAGUUGGAUGAGAGGUAUGGGGGCUUAUUGAAUAAGGAGGAGUUUGUGAAGGAUUUUGCGAAUUAUGCCAAGGUGAUGUUUGAGGCGUUGCCGAAGGUUAAGCAUUGGAUUACGUUUAAUGAGCCGUGGUGUAGCAGUAUUCUGGGGUAUAAUACUGGGUUGUUUGCUCCAGGGCAUACGAUUGAUAGGAAGAAGAGUCCUGUUGGGGAUAGUUCGAAGGAGUGCUGGAUUGUGGGACACAAUUUUUUGCUUGCUCAUGGGACUGCGGUCAAGAUCUAUAGAGAGGAGUUCAAGCCCAAAAAUGGUGGUGAGAUUGGUAUCACUCUGAAUGGUGACGCCGUCUACCCUUGGGACACAGAAGACCCCCUCGACGUCGAAGCCGCAGAACGCAAACUCGAAUUCAGCAUCGCCUGGUUCGCCGACCCCAUCUACCACGGCCGGUACCCCGCCUCCAUGACCGCCCAACUCGGCUCCCGCCUGCCCAGCUGGACUCCCGAGGAAAUCGCCCUAGUACAAGGCUCCAACGAUUUCUACGGCAUGAAUACCUACACCGCGAACUACAUCAAGCACAAAACGGGCACUCCGCCCGCCGACGACUUCCUCGGGAACCUCGAGACGCUGUUUGAGAAUAAGGCUGGCGAAUGCAUUGGGCCGGAGACGCAAUCGUUCUGGUUACGGCCGAAUCCGCAGGGUUUUAGGAAUCUGUUGAAUUGGAUCAGUAAGCGGUACAACCAGCCGAAAAUCUACGUUACGGAAAAUGGGACCUCACUUAAGGGCGAGAAUGAUUUACCGCUGGAGCAGAUUGUCGACGAUGAGUUUCGGGCGGAGUAUUAUAGGGGGUAUGUUGGGGCGUUGGCGAAGGCUGUGGGUGAGGAUGGGGUCAAUGUUAGGGCUUACAUGGCGUGGAGUUUGAUGGAUAAUUUUGAGUGGGCCGAGGGGUAUGAGACGAGGUUUGGGGUUACGUUUGUGGAUUAUGAGGGAGGGCAGAAGAGAUAUUUGAAGAAGAGUGCUAAGGUUGUGGGACCGUUAUUUGACAGUUAUACUAAGAAGGAAUAGAGAUGGUAGAAGGGUACAUGGGUAGAUGGGAAUUAUUACACGCAUUGAUGGCAUGAAUGAAAAUCAGAGAUUUCUUCUUUAUUGGGUAUCAAGCAGCUCUAAGCCGUGGAGCAGGUUUCUGUAACUGCUGGCAUCUAUUCUGA